AUGUCGCCCCCCGACGGUCGAGACGCCACUUCAACGUCCCUCGAGCCCGGCAUUCCACACUCUGCACCCACUUCCAUGGACCGCGGCGUGGCGAUCCCGAACGCCCACAAAGUCCUCACGUUCUUGCACGCGGUCUUCGGGCUCUGCCAGCAGGUUCGGGACCGGCCUCGCGCUUGUCUCCACGCCCACUCGAGACUGCACCAGACGUUCCUCCGGAUCGCCCACGUCGCCAAACUCGGGGCCUUGCCCUCGACGUUCCGUUUUCAGCUCUACAUCGCAGUCCUGGACGAGUUCAAAGCGGUUCUGCACCAGCAUUUGAAGCUCCCGAACGUCGUGGCCAAAGUCACGGCCAGUCGCCGCCUGUUGUCCGGAGUCGCCAAAGUACAUUCGGACCUGAACGGGCUCCUGGUCAAGAACUCCUUGACGAGCGCCACGAGCGCGCUACUCGAGUGGAAGACCCAGUUCGCAACCAAUCGACUCCAAGACGAACAGGCGCUGCACGAGACGCUCGUGGCGCUCUUGUCCACGUCGACGUUCGUGAGCAAGGAACUCCCGACGGAGCGCCAACAAGCGCUCGUGCUGCUUGAAUUAAUGGCAGAAGUCGCUCCACACGAGCCGCUACGAGGCCAUUCGUCGCAACUGGUGGCGACGCUCAAGAUGACACACGGCCGGAUCGUCACCUUGUGUGAUUGGCGUCUCAGUACUCGCGUACCCAAGUGGUUCUUGCCAGGAUAUGAAGUGAACUUUUCAGUGUCCGACCAGACCAUCGGGCAUGCAAGGGGCUCUUUUGGCUCCACGCUUCAUCGUGGAGAGGUGUACCGGUACACGUACAGCAAGGACCGAGCUCUGUCGAGCGCAACGUCCACGGUAGCAGUCAAGUGUCUCUGGGCACUGCCUGACGUUCACUUUCAGUACCUGGAGCAGCUCUUCGAACGCAGUGGCGUGUCGAAAUGGACACGUGUGCGACACCCAAACGUGGUGACGAUACGGGGAGCUUCCCACGUUGUGACGCCGCCAUACUUUGUGAGAGACUUUACAACUUACGGUGGACUUACGACAUAUCUUGAAGCCCUGGAAACACGGGCGAGGGAAUGUGCAGGUUCAGAAAGUCGUGGAAAAAUGGAGACGCUGACUUGGCAGUUACUGUACGGAGCCAGUCGUGGACUACUGCACCUCCAUGAGCGACACAACAUUGUUCAUGGUGGAUUACGCUGCAACAAUAUCCUCGUUGAUAAGAAAGGUCGGGCUGUGAUUGCUGACUUUGGAUUGUACACGUUGGCAUGCGACGCUCGAGAUUCCGGACUUACCGAAUACUUUCAAUUGGACGUUUUCGACGCAGACGCUGAGGAAUUAAUACGAUGGCAAGCCCCUGAGUGUCUGCAAGAGCAUGCAGCCUAUCGAGCGUCACUUCAGUCUCUUUCGGAAACUGGGUCGGCACUAGUGUCAUCACGCAGUCCUAGUGCGUCGGCCGCUUCAUUUGCCACAGAUGUGUACGCUUUUGGAAUGUGCAUUUUGGAGGCCUUGACUCGCACAGUGCCCUGGGCAGGGCUUGACAUUGCAAAGAUUCGCACGCUGAAAGCGAAUCAGAGUCCGCUUCCUCCUCGACCAAGGUGCAUUUCAUCUCAGGGAUGGACACUGAUUGAGAAGAUGUGUGCAGCCGAUCCGGAGAAGCGCAUGUCUUUGGCCGAGGCUUCGCAGGAGCUCAAGCGAUUUGGAUACGGAGACCGCGUGUCAUCUCAGUCACGCAGUCACAGUUCGAUGAAUUUGGCACUAUCGGAGGCCAACGCAAGUGCCAAAGUGGAUCGUGUGUUGAAUUCGUUGGACGAUGUUUCACGAAAACUCGUGCACCUCGGUGGCAGUACGAAUGAUUUGGGGGCGCUCGAAGCAGAUGCAGUUGCCGAAGUUGAGCAUGUUUUUACGUCACUGGAAGAAGCCUCAGAAGAGCUUCAGAAUAUACAGAACCGUUCUUGCAACGGGUGUGCUACAGAUAUGGGGGAGUUGGAAGAAGAAGCAUCGCAAAAACUAGUCCGCGUGCUGAGUCGGUUGAAUAUUGCCUCCCGAGAGCUGAAGCGACUGGGUAUGGGCGACAAAGCAACAAAUGCGUCGCGAUACAGCGCUUUUGACCUGGUACAAGGAGCACACGAGAAGUCGAAUCGACCAGUUUGUGAUAGCCCUAGCAGUACAGUUGCUGAUCAAACGAAGUGUUUGCUUUCCAAAGCGGACGGGGGUCAAACGAAUGACGAUGGGACAUUGAUGCCCUCUGCGGAGAUGCUUCUUAGCCUGCCAUCCGUACCAGUCAAGAAUGUCGAUGAAAUGGUCGCUAUCGGAUGGGAUAAGAAGCUUGAUCAGCACCUCAUCUCGAUUCCUGAUGUAUCAGCGAUAGAUGAGAUUGUUUCUCCAUUGAAAAAUUCCAUCCUUGCGCGCAAACGUUGCUUUUCCUCUCCACAUAAAGCAAGAAGCGGUGUUGCAGCAGGUGGUUCAUUGGCACCAGUUGCAAAAGAAGCGGAAAACGUCUGGUGUUUGCCCGAAGAGUGGGGGACGAAGGUCGCUCGUUCACAACAAGUAGUUCGCUCACGGAGCAGAACACGAUUUGAAAAGCGCAAGAAUGAUUGUAGUCAAAGCGAUCAUGGAUCGACCGUCAUAGACGAUGUUACUGAUAUGACCUCUGCUACUGAUGCCGACAUCUACCCGUUCGCGCACGAGCAACCCGAGCACGAAAUGGAUAACGAUAUUGUUGGCGUAAAAGUUGUGGUUGCUGAUGAAGAUUACCCAGGAUUGCUGAGUUGUAACGAAGACGAAGAAACGUCCGAGGAUGUGACUAGCGGCGAAAGCUCAAUGGAUGAAGAAAUGCUGAUGAUCAUACCUGCCGAGUUUCAGACGGCUCGCAGUUUUGACGAGGAUGAUUCCACGUCGUCAUUGCACCCAGUAGCGCGUCUCCUGGACAGUCUAAGGGUGGAGCAUCCUGACAAGGCUCGUGUCGUCGAAACGCUGGAGGCUAUAAAGGAGGCUCUUGAGAUGUCCACGGCACGGAUCAUUGUGGAUCGUGAGGGUUUUCUCACUUUGAUGGAACUUGUGUGGAGAGAUUAUUCUGAGGCUUGCACGAUGCACGCUUUGGAUUUAUUACAAUCAAUUGCCGGCCUCGAUCCUGACUUUGUGACAACUUUGGUUGAGUCGAAACUUGUGAAGAUCUUGCUGGCUGUUAUCAAAUACCGAUCAUCUCCUCGACAAGUUGACUUGGCAGCAUCGUUUCUUCUUGAAACUAUUGUCGAAAACAAGGAGGCAACGGAACAAUUGUGGAAGUGCCGUGGUGUCGGUGUGAUGGAGGAUAGCAGCGUAAUCAACAAACGACUUGUGCAGGAAGUGAAGUCUACGAUGGCUAAAUUCAAGCGCAACGAAGGCUUGAAGUGUCUUGAGGACGGUGAAUUUCAUUUGGCGAUCGACAAGUUCACUGAAGCGAUUAAUUUGGAUCGCAAGCGUGCGGGGUACUACGGUGACCGAAGUUUGGCGUAUAUGGAAGCAUCCAUGUACAAAAAGGCAGUGGAAGAUGCCUAUCGCUGUAUGCGCUACAACCCGUACGAUGUGACGGGAUAUUUACGCCAUGGCUUGGCUCUUCGAGCAAUGGGAAAGUACAAAGAGGCGGUCGAGACGUUGCGGAAGGGGACGGAGGUUGAUCCCAAGUUCGUCAAAAUAUUUGACGUACUCACCGAGACUAAGCAGCUGUACAAGGCUCAGUUGAAAGGAGUCAAUGAUGGCGCCACGUUGCGCCGCAUGACGGCUGCUGAGUCUGCAAAACUUAAGAAGAAGGAUGGUGACGAUGCACUUCGAAAGAAGGAUUUUGCGCUUGCAAUCGAAUGCUAUACGGAAGCUCUCGAGCUUGAUCCGAAGAACGACUGGAUGUAUUUGCACCGAAGCAUUGCCCAUGCUGCUCAAACGGAUCAUGCUAAGGCAAUUGAAGAUGCAUCCAAGUGCAUCCGACUCAAUUACCGUCAGGUCGAAGGAUACUACCGUCUUGCGUUGGCCUUACAUGCAGCCGGUCAGCAUGACCAGGCGUUGAGUACACUUUACCGUGGUCAGGAAGUGAACGCGCGACAUGUGGGCAUCUCUCGCUUUAUCGUUCAGCUCGAAGAGGAGGAGGCGAAGGAAGCAGGGCUGUCCUUACCCGUGUGGUUUAAGGAAAAAGGGUAUAGAGCGUUUCAGCUGCGCUCGUAUGAGGACGCUAUCAAGUUCUACACCAAGGCGAUAGAUGCUUCGCAAUCUGACGAUGAUGAGGUGGUCAUGCACUGCUACUUGUACCGUUCCCGUGCUAGCCAGACGCGGGGUGAGUUUUCAGCCGUCAUUGCUGAUUGCACAUACGUGCUGGAUCGUUGUCCAGAGAACGUUUUUGCUCGACUUCGAAGAGCAGAUGCAUACGAGCAACAACGUGACUUCCUUAUGGCUCUCAAGGAUAUUCGGGAGCUUGCGGCGAUCAAUCCGGAGUAUGAAGAUGCGCAUGCCCGCCUGCAAUCUCUUGGGCACAAAUGCCGACUUCUUCCUGGUGCAUCUCAGCACAAGAGUGUUGGAAUUGGUCUGUGA
This is a messenger RNA of Peronospora matthiolae, 4572 nucleotides long. The record is from the annotation of a GenBank genome assembly. Lineage: Eukaryota; Oomycota; Peronosporomycetes; Peronosporales; Peronosporaceae.